Nematocida ausubeli is the source of this 309-nucleotide messenger RNA. RefSeq lists its product as uncharacterized. The record is from RefSeq and is a predicted model, not a curated record. The transcript has a single exon. Gene Ontology annotation, molecular function: DNA-directed RNA polymerase activity; zinc ion binding; nucleic acid binding. Bases 1 to 309 code for a protein of 102 amino acids. Gene Ontology annotation, biological process: DNA-templated transcription. Lineage: Eukaryota; Fungi; Microsporidia.
AUGUCGUUCUGCAAUAAAUGCAUGAAUCGCUUGUCCGUUGAGAUAAUAAAUUCUAGAAGCAUAUUCCACUGUGAAGAGUGCAACUAUAGAAAGGAAGUACCAGGCAUAUUUAGAACCCGAACCAAGCUCUCUCCAAAGAUUGAGUUGGUAGAGCAGGCCAAGCCAAACGAACUUCCAGAAAGGAAUACUCUCUGCCCAGAGUGCUCAUGUGAAACUGCCAAUUACUACCAGAUGCAAACAAGAAGUGCAGAUGAGCCAAUGACCAUAUUUAACACAUGUACACAGUGUAAGCACACAUGGAGAGAGUAG